AUGACCAAAUUACCGGCGCUCUUAACGGGACCGCGGGGAGCCACAGCACGCAGGAAGUCAGCGCAAAGUUUGGGCGAAGUGACCGCGGUCGGAGAGUUUGAGUUCAGUGAAGAGCCUGGAGCAGGGUCUGGGGGUGGGUGGUGGGGGGGGGAGGGGGGGUUUGUGUGGGGGUAUGUAGGGAUGGGGGGGGGGGGGGGGGGGGGGGGUGGGGUGGUUGGGGUUUGGGUACAUGGGGGAUCUAAGGGGUCAGGAAAUGUUGGGGCAUGGUGGGGGGGGGGGUGGGGGGGGGUGUGUGAUGCUGUGUGUGUUUGGUCUAGUGAGGGUGUUGGUUGGGGGUUGUUUGUUGGUUUGUGCUGGGUGUUUGUGUUGUGGGGGGUGGGGGGGGAUAGCUGA
Knipowitschia caucasica is the source of this 393-nucleotide messenger RNA. NCBI's taxonomy places the organism in Eukaryota, Metazoa, Chordata, Actinopteri, Gobiiformes, Gobiidae. The record is from the annotation of a GenBank genome assembly.